This is a messenger RNA of Lonchura striata (white-rumped munia), 7050 nucleotides long. RefSeq names its product ceramide synthase 6 (gene CERS6). Lineage: Eukaryota; Metazoa; Chordata; Aves; Passeriformes; Estrildidae. Gene Ontology annotation, biological process: ceramide biosynthetic process. Gene Ontology annotation, cellular component: membrane. The record is from RefSeq and is a predicted model, not a curated record. Gene Ontology annotation, molecular function: DNA binding; sphingosine N-acyltransferase activity.
CACAACUGAAAGAUAUCAGGAAAAAAAGGAUAAUUAACAGAGACUCUGAGAAGCCAGCUGUUGUUGCCGUGCGAGGCCGGCUCCGGACUUAUGGAAUGACAAAACAUGCUGAGAAUGUUUUGGUAAACAUGACAACUAUCUUCAAUAUUUCCGGCCGCUCACACGCGCCUCGCCGCGGGCGGAGCGGAGCGAGGGGCGCCGCGGCAGACAAAGCAAAGAUGGCAGGGAUCCUCGCCUGGUUCUGGAACGAGCGGUUCUGGCUGCCACACAACGUCACCUGGGCGGACCUGCAGAGCACGGAGGAAGCCGCCUUCCCGCAGGCGGAGGACCUCUACCUCGCCUUCCCCCUGGCCUUCUGCAUCUUCAUGAUCCGGCUGCUCUUCGAAAGGUUCAUUGCUAAACCAUGUGCCUUAGGCCUUAAAGUCCAAGCCAAUGGACCACAGAAAGCUCAACCUAAUGCUAUCUUGGAGAAGGUUUUCACAGCUAUUACAAAGCAUCCAGAUGAGAAGAGGCUGGAAGGCCUCUCCAAGCAGCUGGACUGGGAUGUGCGCAGCAUUCAACGUUGGUUUCGACAAAGACGCAACCAGGAAAAACCCAGCACCCUUAGGAAGUUCUGUGAGAGCAUGUGGAGAUUUACAUUUUACCUUUAUAUAUUUACCUAUGGAGUACGGUUCCUGAAAAAGACACCCUGGCUCUGGAAUACCAGGCAGUGCUGGAGCGGGUAUCCAUAUCAGCCCCUGAUGCCCGACCUUCAUUACUACUACAUAGUUGAAUUGUCAUUCUACUGGUCCUUAAUGUUUUCUCAAUUCAUCGAUGUCAAAAGAAAGGACUUUGGAAUCAUGUUUACACAUCACAUUGUAACAGUCACCCUGAUUACCUUCUCAUAUGUAACCAAUUUGACACGAGUGGGAACCUUGAUCUUAUGUCUCCACGAUGCGGCUGAUAUUGUCCUAGAGGCUGCCAAAAUGGCAAACUAUUGCAAGUGUCAAAAACUGAGUGACCUUCUGUUCCUUACAUUUGCUGUUGUCUUCAUUGUCAGUAGGCUUGGCAUAUAUCCCUUAUGGAUAUUAAAUACAACAUUGUUUGAACUAUAUGAAGCUCUGGGCAAUUUUCCUGCCUUGUGGGUCUUCAAUGUGCUGCUUAUAGUUCUUCAAAUUCUGCACUGUUUUUGGUCAUACCUAAUCAUAAAGGCAGCCUACAAAGCUAUUUCAAAGGGCAAGGCUGGGAAGUGGAACCCCUUGCAGGUAGCAAAGGAUGCCCGAAGUGACGUUGAGUCAAGCUCAGAUGAGGAAGAAACAGUACCUCGCUCAAAGGCCCCGCACAGCUCUGUCGCCACGAAUGGGACCAGCGGUGCCAACGGGACAAACGGGUAUCUUACUGGUGCCACUUCCUCAGAGGAGCAUUAAUCCUUCACUUCAGUCAUGAGACACGAACAGAAUGAACUGUUUGCUACUGGAAGUAAAUUAUAAAUUGUGAAUGCAGUUUAUUCAUGUAUUUCAGCAUCAGAAAAAAAUUAGGAGUAUCAAAGCAUUCUGAUAGCGCACUGCCAUAUUUCCUGUUUGUGAAUGAAGACAGCACACCACUCUGUAUACGUAGGCAUGCUGUAUGUGUAUGUAACUGACACAAUGGGAGCAGUAUUUUCACUUGUAUUGUCUGAAAUAUUAUUUAUUUUUUAUUAUUUUGGGAACUUCUGGACAAAAGGGAAUAUCCAUUCUCAAAGUUUGUGUCUUGGAUUCUCGGUAAUGGGGAGAGCAUCAUGCUCAGAUCUCUUCUGUCCAUUCCUGUUGGUUUUGCUGAAUCUGCUAUAAGUAAUAGUUGCUUGAUUUGUUACUUACAGUAAGAUAAAACAUAGCUUUAUAGAUUUUAGAUCUGCUUCAGAUAUUUUUGCUAUCUUUGUCUUUUAAAGUACUGGUUUUGAAAUCAAAUCACAGUUACUGUUCUUCCAACAGUUUGGGAAAAAAUGUGGUCAUUGUGGGAUAUUAUUUUAGCGUAAUUUAAAAUUCAAUUUGGUGGUUAAUUGCAUUAGAAGUAGACUUUAUUUGUUGUGCAAAUACCCAAAAACAUUGUUGUCAGCACUUAGGAUAAAUUCAUUAUUACCUUUUUUUUUUGGCCUUUCAAUUUUUGACCUUAACAGAUUUUAGCUUUUUGCAGAGAUUCCAUGUAAAAAGGUGUUUCUUCAAAUGCACCAUUCUGAAUCCAGACUUAUCUCCUGAAAUUGUUCUUGCACGUUUACUUGAUUGAGAGCAGGGGUGUAAUGGAAAAAACAGCAGAUUAAAAGUUCAUUUCUUCCUCAGACUCAGCUCAGUCUAGGUAUUGUUCUCAAAAUUAUUGCCACUUCCUUGGCAGGGUAAAGAGAGAGAAGGCAGAAUGUCAUACAUUACUAAAAUUAGUUUAUUUUAUGUGUGUGAGAACUUGAGCAAAAUUCACUUAGCAUAAUUCCUUUGAAUGCUCAGCAGUACUUCAUCACCUCUACAAAUAAAAUUAGGGGGUGUCUGUAAAAUAAUUUUGCAUUCCUUUUUCAUCCAAAAUUUACAAAUAGUGUCCCAAAGAAGACGUAAUAACACCCUAAGUAAACGUAUUUUUAAACAUUAUAUACAUACUCCUUCCAGUCUCUAGAUCAAAGUUGGAUGUAGGAUGCUAAAGAUCAUACAGCUCUUGCUGGACACUCUUCUGUGAUUUGUGACAGCAGUGCCAAAAGUAGGCAGGGCUCUUGGGUAACAGACUCUAUGCAACCUGCUGUUCAACACUAUUGGGUGUGCACACAGAACCAAUGUGCUUAUAGACCAAAGAUUUACAUACACACACACACAUAUAUAUAAAAGUUUAAAAAAUAAAGGAAGGAAAAAAAAGGGGAAAAAAAAAUCUCAAGCAUAUCUUCUACCUACAAAGGGAUUGGAGUCCUGUGUUCAGCUGGAAACCUGAUCCAUGAGGUAAUUUCUGAUUCCUUCCACUAUGCAAAUAGUAAAAUAUAGAUGGUUUCUGAUGCCAUAAAACAUGUUCAAAGACUCUAUUUUAUAUAGACUUCAUUGAAGAAAGUUGUGUUGUCACUUCUUUCUUUUGAAAACUGAGAUUUGUCCUAUUCUACUGGUCACUCUUGAAAACUUCUACAACUUUUUUUAUCCAUAGAAACCUCUUGUGUGUUAGGAAAAAGGAGGUGUGCUAAAAGCAAGGUUGGAAUGGCAUGAAUGGAAAUAGUACCUCAACUUAGUAAAGAAUAAAGGUAAGAAAACUCAGAAAUUGUAAAUCACAAUAGAUCUGUCAGUUCUGCUACCCACAGAGCAUCUUUUGAAAAAGCCAGAUAACCUUGUAAUCCAGCAGCUGCAUAGCUUAUAUGUCCAUGAGUAUAUCUGAGGGAGCAAGGGAGCCUUACUUAAAUCUUCUUCUCCCCAGAAAGUUUCUCUGCCUCUGAUCUUUUUCAUCUGUCUCCCAUGCAUUUGAUUUCAUAACAGUUUUCUGCAGGACAUGUUAUACAUGUGAAAAUAUGCUGAUUGCAAUAUAAAGUAUCCUAUCCAUGGUGUUUGCAGCUGUGUAGUAAUUACUGCAAAGAUGAUGCCAAGAUUUUAAAAUAAAACCAUCCUGGGGUCAAUUAAAUUAAGAUUUUAAUUUGUGAAAUCUGACCUGCUAAAAUAGAAAUGGAGAAUAUCAUUUAAACACACCUCUUUCAUGGUGUUGGUUACUACCUCCAUUGAAGCAUUUCCCUUCUGCAAAGAUGGUUACACAAAUGACAUUCUGGCAAAAUAUUUUGUCUUACAUGACAACAGAAUGUUGCUCUGAACUGUCAAUGUGCACAGCAUAGACCACAUGCUGCAAUGUUGGUAAUACCAGGGCAUAGAGCAGUCCCCAACAACAAUCCUGGUGCCAGAGGCCUUUAGUCCCUGUUGGUCCUCUUCAGCAAUGUUCUGUAAUGUUCAUUCAGAUGUAGAGUCAAGGCUACAACCCUUGAGAUGAUUUACCAUCACUACAUAUGCUGUUAGGGUAUCGCAGAAUCAUGGAAUGUUAAGGGUUUGAGGGGACCUUGAAGAUCAUCUAGUCCCAACCUCCCUGCCAUGAGCAGGGACACUUCACACUAGACCAGGUUGCUCAAGACCUUGAACACUGCCAAGAUUGGGGCAUCCACAGCUUCCCUGGGCAAGUUGUUCAGUAUUUUACCACCCCUGAAGUAAAGAAUUUCUUUCUAAAGCUAACCUAAACUUUUCUCCUUUUUGCUCCAAUCCUCUUAUCAACUUCAUGGCCCUUCUCUGGAUGUGCUCCAACAGUUCUAUGUCCUUCUUAUGUUGGGGACACCAGAGCUGGCUGCAGUACUCUGGAUGGAGUCUCUCAAGAGUGGAGGGACAGAAUCCGUGCCCUGCUGCCCAUGCUCCUGUGGAUGCAGCCCAGGAUACAUUUGGCUUUCUGGGCUGCGAGUGCACACUGAUGGCUCACGUUGAGUUUUUCCACCAACCAUCACUCCCAAGUCUCUCCACAGGGUUGCUCUCAACCACUUCUCCACCAAGGAGUGCCUGAGAUUGCCACAACCCAGGAGUAGGACUUUGCACUUGCUUACUUGAGCUUCAUGAGGUUUCCUUCAGCCUCUCUCUCAAGCCUGUCAAGGUCUCUUGAUCCCCACUGUUAAAUGGUGCAUCUGGGAUUGAAACUCUUCCUUUGAGGUUUAAAUUCAGUUACAUCUGUGAUGUGCUAAAGCAUGGAUGCAGUUACCUUGGUUCAGCUAAAACCCAAUGACAUGCUUAUCGCCUAUAAUCCUGGCUUUUUGGAGUCUGUUCUUAGCAGUCUUGGAUAAACUUCAUACAGGUAUGUCUGGAAAGUGAGAAAAGACACAAAUUUGGGGAAACAGGAUAAGAAGUCUUAAGAACUUUCCCAACCUUUGCUAAACAAUGACUGUUCUUUCAAGCUAGAGGUUUAUUAUAAAAAUUACAAAUUCACACUUUUUUUUUUUGGUCUCUAGCAGGAAAGACCAAGUGAUUUAGUGAUCAGACAUGGCAGUGUGCUUUAAUUCAUUGUUUCAGAUAAUGGGUGUGAAAACUUUGGCUUCAUCUUCCACUCUGCAGAGAAAAUGCCAUGCAAUUGUUUCCUUUUUCAUUUGAAUUUGAUUGCUUUUCUGAUUAAGAGCUUUGCAAGGUGCAUUUGGAGGUCAUUGAGUAUUUAGAGGUUAAUUGCACAUAUUUUAGAAGAUUGACUGAAAUUAUUCGCAUGAUUCAUGGUAAAUGUGAGGCUUUAAAAGGUUCUGUAUAUUCACACCUUUUGUAGAAUUGUAACUUAGUAAUUCUAGAAAUGAGAGUUUGUAUAACCUCUCUGUCUUUGAGUUCUAUGCUCCUUGUUUAUAGUACAGUACAUGACACAGUGGUUGAGAUGUCAAAGUAGAAAACGGAGGAAAUUAGAGUUUAUUAGUAAAUAGUAAGAAUUUGUCUUCUCUCCUAGACAGCCCAGAUUACAGUAAAACAAGUUUCAGGUUACCCUUUGUGUACUGUUUCCCAUAUUGGCAUAUUUUGUAUCAAAAGAAAAAUACAUGGUGGAUUUAUGGUUUUGUUUGGUUGUUUUUCAUAAAGAAGAACAUUGCAGAGAAUGGUAAAAAUACCUGAUCAAAAUAAGAGUGGACAUAGGAGUCUUUUGGGUCUUGAUCAGUGUUAAGUAGUGCUAGUUUUAAAGUACCAAAGUGCCCCAUGCUGUUUCCUUGUUGCCCUUUUGUAGUUUUUUCUAUCUGUUAUUUAUUUAAUGAUUCCAGCAGAAUUGGUACAGGUGUCACAGCUUCAUAUCUCCUGCCUCAGCCUGUGACCAUUCUGUGACUAUGUGAUUGCCAAUGCCCAGUGCUUUUUCUGAGACCCAAGUACAUGCACUAAAGCUUUGCUUACAGUGGAAUGAUUCUUGUCUUAAAUCUGUAUCCAAUUCAGGUGAAAAUCACUUCCUGCUUAUGAGCAGGACAUGAGGGUGAAAGCUGUGACCCUGCAGCACACACCACUGGUGAUCCAUGCUGGUUAAUUGAGACACUCCGUGUUUUACACAGAGUGCUCUAGUAGGAAACCUAAUGCCCAUUUCAUUCAUUAUCUCAUUACCACAGCCUUCUGUAUCUCAGAGAAAUAUGGGCUACCAUUGGUUUUAUACAGCUGAUGCUUUGGUAUUUUCUUAAUCUCUUUGCUACAACUCAUUUUUGUAUGUCUCCUAUUGUCUACUUCCUGUGACAUAUGUGGGAGAGGAGUAUUAAAUACUUUUUACCCUUCUAGUAAUGUGGACCCUCUUAGGCCUAACUUCAAUGUUCUGCAAACUACAGUUGCCUUUAAACCAUGAAGCAAAACUAGUUUGUAUUACUUGUUUUGACUGGUUUUGAUUUGGAACAGAGAUCUAAUGGGAACUUCAGUAAGACAUUAUUCUUUUUUUCCCUUUUCUUUUAAAAAGCUCUAGUGGAGGUCUGCAAAGGUGGUGUACAUGUACCACCUUUACACUGUAAAGAUUUCUGAUUGUAGUUGCAAUGAAAACACAGUGUUUGAGUGUGUCUCUACAGAAUUCUCUAUCUUUGAAAUUGCUUUCAAUUAAAAAACUGGAGGAAAUACCAUGAAAGGAUGUUUUGGAGUCAUGUCAAUGAUCGCAUGUGUCAGACAAAAGGCAAAAAAUACUGUCUUACAUGACUUAAAAGAGGUGCAACAAAACACAUUUUCUGGCUUCUGCUGAGCUUCAGCUUUUUGCUGUUCUGGGGUUUACCUUUACAUAAGCUCUCAUACCAUACUGUGCAAGUUGACUGCUGCAAGUCAGGGUGAGGCAAAUGACACAUUUUCACCUGUGUUUUCAUGAAAAUCCUGUGCUUGAGCAACUCUUUCAGAAAUGUGGUGAUGUGUAGGAACUCCACUGUUCUGGAUACAGUGAUGCACUAGCUAGAAGUCCUUUCAUGUAUAGCUAUUGUGUGGAACUUUGGGAGUUAUUUUGUCUUUUAUUUGACUGGGUUUGGGGUUUUUUCUAAUAUGGAGAAUAAUUAUUCCUCAUAAAAUCUCUGGAACCAACCAGUAUUGUGGGCUAUUUUAAUUUGGAGACGGUUUCAUAAUAAACAUAAGUAUUAGAAAUGUA